GGAGCUGAUUUUAUUGUUUGACUCUACAGGAAUCCCUUCAAACCCAAAUCAGCCAGGAGGAUAUUCGGUUAGAAUGGAGAACACUCUUUCUCUGGUGACCCAAGCCCCAGCUAUCCAGCCUUUACCCUUGAGACCAGGAGUUAUAGCACAACAGCCUUGGUCCAACAGAACUCCACAGAUCCUGGUGCCAGCUUGGCAGCAGGUCCCGCCACCUGCUAAGAGCUUGGCAUCUGAUACAGUUGUUGGACCGCAGAGGCGAGGAGAUUGGGGGAAAGUGCGGCCACACAGCAGCCAUUACGGUUCGGUGAUGCCCCAGCUUAUUGUUCCCAACCAAAUGGCUGUGUCAGCCCAUCAGCCUAUAAACAUUGGCAUUGCUCAUGUGGUCUGGCCUCAGCCUGCAUCCAACAAGAGGAACAAACCCAGUCAGAACAGGAGUAUGAAUGUCUCGCACAACACGGACACACAGCCCUCAGUGUGUCCGUCACCAAAGAUGGCGGACAGGAUGGCGAGUGCGGAGCCACAGUCGAGCUCUCCUGACAGAGAGGUGCAGGCCCAGGUGAAACCGGAAACGGAGCAGGUGGAUGAGGAGAGUUCCUGUAAGGCGGCGGUGGCCAAUCAGCAGCGAGAGUCUGUUAUUAUCAGAGAGUCGCCCAGCCCGGUAGUAAGCGUCAUUAGCAUAAGCAGCGGCACAGAUGAAGAGGAACAAGCACAGAGGUGCUCCCUUAACAAGUGUAAGGGCAGUCCGGAGUGUGAGGCAUGCACAGGCUCUCUGAACAUGGAGCGAGUGUGUUCCCUCAGCAGUCCUGAUAGCAGUCUGAGCACCAGCUCCUCAGCCUCGGCACAAUCCAGCCCCUCGCCAUGCAAAAGACCCAGCAGUAUAUCAGAAGAUGACGGCCAUGAAAGUGGGUGUGAAACAGUAGACGGCUCACCCCCUUCAGACUCCUCCCUAGGGCCCCACGACAGCCCCUUCCCUGAAAGACGCUUCCUGACCAAUCAAAACCAGAACCAGAAACCCCAGGCCAGGCGUGGACACCCCAACACAGUGCUGAAUAAACCUGCGGUGAGGACCGUGGUGGUGCCGCCCAUGAGAGUGCUGAACAAUAACCAUCACCCCAACAAUGAGCAGCUCACAAUCGGCACAGUCUUAGAAUCCUCCUGCCAGCCCAGAGGUCGCUACGGCCCAGGACGACUGAGCCACCUUUCCACACCCACGCUGCCCCGCCAGCAGAAACUGAGCUCUUCAUUCCAGCCACAGCCGCCAGGCUUUGGCCAGGUAUGUCAUUUUGCCUUUUCUCUGUAAUACUGUCCAAAUUGU
This is a messenger RNA of Sinocyclocheilus rhinocerous, 1315 nucleotides long. RefSeq names its product homeodomain-interacting protein kinase 3-like. The record is from RefSeq and is a predicted model, not a curated record. The transcript is spliced from 8 exons. Lineage: Eukaryota; Metazoa; Chordata; Actinopteri; Cypriniformes; Cyprinidae. The coding region runs from base 74 to 1300 and encodes 408 amino acids.